Molecule: messenger RNA, 726 nt
Organism: Venustampulla echinocandica
Lineage: Eukaryota; Fungi; Ascomycota; Leotiomycetes; Helotiales; Pleuroascaceae
Exons: 3
Coding region: 1-726 (241 amino acids)
Source: RefSeq, a predicted model, not a curated record
AUGCAGUUCACAACUCUUACCAUGUGCGCCUUGAGCGUUGCCGGUGCCUUUGCACAAUCGUCAUCCAAGACGUCGUCCGCCGGGGGCGCUUCAUCAACCAACACUGCUGGAGGCCAAACAGUGCAUGUUGUUACAGUUGGAUCCAUGAAUGGAUCUCUUACUUUCUCUCCCAACGAUAUUCAAGCCAAGGUUGGCGAGAUGGUUCAAUUCCAGUUCAUGCCCGCCAACCACUCCGUCGUGCAAUCCACCUUCGAUGCACCUUGCCAGCCCAUCUCCAAGAACUCGAACGUCACGGGUAUCUUCUCGGGCUACAUGCCUGUGCAAGCCUCUGCAUCCACAGCUCCAACAUACACCAUCAUGGUCGCCAACAAAACCCCAAUGUGGCUCUACUGCUCUCAGGGAAAGCAUUGCCAGAAUGGCAUGGUGAUGGUUAUCAAUGCCAACCCGGCAGCCAAUGCUUCCCGCACCCUGCAAGAAUACACCAAGGGUGCCAAACAAGCAACCGCCAAUCUCGCACCUAACGUAGCGGCCGGCGGUGUUGCGGGCACCAACAAUACAUCCGGCUCCAACUCUGGUUCAGGAACAGGAACAGGAUCAGACAACCCAAGCAGCACAGACAGCGCGUCCAAGCCAUCAAACAGCAGCCCCGCGAGCGCAGUCCGCGCGGAUGUCUCGAUCUUGGGCAUGGGUUCCAUGUUCGCCAUCGCCUGGGCACUCUUCUUGUAG